CAUGCAACCAUUCCUCCGACGCUUUAUGUCUCUCAAACGCCCCUCCGUUAUGAAGCCGCUCAUCGCUGUCGUCGGUGCCACGGGCACGGGCAAAUCAAAGCUUGCAGUGGACCUAGCCUCGCGAUUUAACGGGGAGAUCAUCAAUGGCGAUGCCAUGCAAAUGUAUCGCGGUCUCCCUAUCAUCACCAACCAGAUCCCCGUCGAGGAGCGAAACGGUGUCCCGCACCACCUGAUUAGCUGUGUUGAGCUGGAUGAACAGCCAUGGUUCGUGGGCAGAUUCAGAAGCGAAAGUCUCCGACUCAUUGACGAUAUUCACGCCAGAGGGAAAACUCCCGUCCUGGUCGGCGGUACCCAUUACUAUACACAAGCCGUUCUGUUUAAGGAUCAGCUACUUGGCGAGGAUGCCAUUGCAGACGAUGUGCCAGAGGAAGCGGAAAAUCGAUUGACGGAAGAUAACGACCCGAAGUCUUCGACUAAAUGGCCCAUUCUUGACGCUCCUACUGAGGUGGUUCUGCAGAAGCUGAGAGAAGUCGAUCCGGUCAUGGCGGAUCGAUGGCAUCCGAAUGAAGCACGCAAAAUCCGCCGCUCCUUAGAGAUCUAUUUCCAGACCGGCAGGCCCGCGUCGGAGAUCUACGCGGAGCAACAGCGGACGAAGCGGGCAGCCCUGACUCGGGAUGACUCCCUUACGGGUGCCGGCCACUUGCGAUUCCCGACGAUGAUAUUUUGGGUGCACUCGGAGAAGGAGACGCUCAACACGCGACUGGACAAGCGGGUGGAUGCAAUGCUAGAGCAAGGGCUAAUGACAGAAGCCAGGCAGAUGUCGGAUUACUUCCAGGAAAAGAAAGCCCAGGGCGUCUCCGUUGACCAGAGCCGCGGCGUAUGGGUGUCUAUCGGAUACAAAGAGCUAGCACCCUAUCUCGAAGCACUAUAUGCAGGCUCGGUGGAUGAAGCCGAGCUAGAGAACCUCAAGAAAUCUGGCGUUGAGUCGAUCAAGACUGCAACGCGGCAGUAUGCCAUGUCUCAAAUCAAAUGGAUCAGAAACAAGUUAUGGCAGGCCCUUGCAGACGCAAGCUCGACCAAUCGCCUCUACCUCCUUGACAGCACCAAUGUCGACGCAUGGGAACAGAAUAUUACCGAGCCGUCCGAACGUCUUGUCCGCGCUCUGCUGGAAGACGAACCCACUCCCGACCCGAAAUCACUGUCAGAACUCGCAAGGACCGUCUUAGGCGCCAAGGAGUCGCAGCCGCAGAAAGAGUCGGGAUCCGUCACCAAGUGCAGGACUUGUGACAUCUGCCACAAGACCAUGAUGGGUGAUGAGCAAUGGCAAAUACACAUCAACGGCUCAGUCCAUAGGAGAGCUCUUAAGAGCGCCGCCAAACGGGCCGCGCGUGAUGAAUAUCUACGAAAGCGACAAAAGCUGCUACACGAGGGCCAGGAAAAGGGCCCUGAUUCUCCUGCGGAGCCAGAUGUACAAGCCCCUCCGUCCCCUCAAACCAGAUAG
Messenger RNA from Aspergillus eucalypticola CBS 122712, 1501 nucleotides. RefSeq names its product tRNA dimethylallyltransferase. Gene Ontology annotation, biological process: tRNA modification. The annotation marks the transcript as partial. Lineage: Eukaryota; Fungi; Ascomycota; Eurotiomycetes; Eurotiales; Aspergillaceae. Gene Ontology annotation, cellular component: mitochondrion. Gene Ontology annotation, molecular function: tRNA dimethylallyltransferase activity; ATP binding. The record is from RefSeq and is a predicted model, not a curated record. The transcript has 2 exons.